This is a messenger RNA of Neltuma alba, 1480 nucleotides long. Its product is annotated as protein MIZU-KUSSEI 1. The record is from RefSeq and is a predicted model, not a curated record. Gene Ontology annotation, biological process: hydrotropism. The coding region runs from base 389 to 1138 and encodes 249 amino acids. NCBI's taxonomy places the organism in Eukaryota, Viridiplantae, Streptophyta, Magnoliopsida, Fabales, Fabaceae. The transcript has a single exon.
UACAAAGCAGUAGAACCUCGAUGGCCAAUAAUUGGGAAGGAAGGGGUCCAUAUGCUUGACCCGAGGGCUGAAUAAUAAUAGGCAGAGCGUUGUCUUUUGUUUGUUUUGAUCCACAUGUCUUUGUAACGUUUAUAAAUUAUCCACAAUGCCGUUCCCAUCAGAGAUCUCAUGACAGCCAUUUUCAGGUCAGGCGAUGAAGUCAAAAAGAGUGAUAGGUUGAAGAAGCACAGUCCCUGGGCCUGCGAGGGGCUGCCCCCACUCGAUAGUGAAAUAUCGAUCGCAUUUGUCUCCUCGCUUGUCAGUUGUCACCACUCUCUCUCUCUCUGCCAUUUCUUCAGGCAGCGUUAUCUUCUGUUCCUUUAAUUUCCUCUCUGGGUUGAACACUCACAUGGCUUCAGCCUCUCAAGACUUCUCCUCCAAGAGACAUUCCCACUCCUCUAAGCACCUCGGGAACCAAGACUCUGAUGUCGAAUCCCCCCCUCCCACUGCCCAGUCCAUCUCUCAAAUCCUCCACAGCCACCACCAGAAGCCCGUAGCUCCCGCCACCAGGAGGAAGCUGCAGGCCCUUGCAGUUUCUCGGCUCCGAUCUGUUCUCACCGCCUUCCAUAAGAACCGUUCCCACCCACCUUUCGCUCUCGGCCCUCGAGUCGUCGGCACUCUCUUCGGGAAUCGACGGGGUCACGUGCAUCUCGCCUUCCAGAAGGACCCCGCCUCCCGACCUGCCUUCCUCAUCGAGCUCGCCACGCCAAUCAGUGGCUUGGUUCGCGAAAUGGCAUCUGGCUUGGUUCGAAUCACUCUGGAAUGCGAUAAAUUGAAGGACGAAGAAAAGAAAACUCUGAGAUUACUGGAAGUGCCUGUGUGGAAGACAUAUUGCAACGGGAAGAAGGGUGGUUUUGCUUCCAAAAGAGACUGUGGAGACAAAGAGUGGGAAAUUUUGAAAGCUGUGGAGCCAAUCUCAAUGGGUGCUGGGGUGCUGCCUGGCGGGAACAAAACUGGGUCUGAAUCUGAUGGUGAAAUCAUGUACAUGAGAGCUAAGUUUGAGAGGGUCGUCGGUUCUAGAGACUCUGAAGCUUUUUACAUGAUGAAUCCUGACUGUAACGGAGUUCCUGAACUCAGUGUUUAUUUGCUUAGAGUCUGAAGCUCCUCCGAUUUUAGUUACUUCUUUAACAGUAGGUUGGCAUAGUUUUUCUUUCAUCGGGGGAGUGAAGGUCUGUGUCAUUUUAAGGUUUACUUUUUGUUUAAUUUGGGGAGAUACAAGAAUCAGGAUUGCUGUUUAUUGUUUUCUAUAACAGUGAAUAGCAACGUAGGCUUUAGUUAGAAGUGGGCAAACGGUAGGGGGAUCAUGAAAAUAUGUAUAGUUGUAGUUUGUAAUCUGGUUAUUAAAAAAAAAAAAAAGAUAUUGCAAAUCUCCGUUGUCUCUAGAUAUUUAUGUGGUGUUGUUUUUUGCCCCACAAGCAGAUUUCAUCUUCAUUGUGAAUAA